AUGCCACAUAUUGAAGAGUUGCCGACGACGGCAAAGGCAGCAGCGCCAGGAUGGAGUUAUGUCGUCGACACUGGAUAUGAUCCUUCCAAGGCGGCCAUCAACCCUUCCAGUCGCAAACGCGUGCGCGCCUCUGCGGCAGGCCUCAGUCAAGGCGACCUGACCAUCCGUCAACAAACUGCCAUCCAGCGACAUCUAGACGACCUCGACAAGGACAGCCAUAAACCCGUCAACAUCGCCCCACCGAAAUCGAAUCGUCGUCAGACUCAAAACACGCGUCGCAUCUUGGCUUCAGGAAAGGACUUUUCGCAUUACUUGGACCAAGAUGAGGCCGCAUUGGCUCUGAAGCACCAUCACGCUCCUGCCACAGCCACAGCCACAGCCACAGCCACAGCCGAACCUAGUCCCGCCCCGACUGCUGCUGCUUCGAAUGCUGCUUCCACCGCUCCCCAGGCGCCCCUGAUACCUUCUUUCCUCAAGCCUUACCUUGUCGACGCUUCUGCCGACACUCAGAAGCUGCAACACGAUUCCCUACUAUCACCACCGGCCCCGCUCACGGCCACCACUGCUGAGAUCGAGGCCUUGCUCUCAGCUCCACAACUAUCAUACAACAUGGCACGCUCUGCACCUUCUUCGGCGGCUGCUCCUCCGCAAAGGGUCUUUUGUGAGAUGUGCGGAUACUGGGGUCGCGUCAAAUGCCUGAAGUGCGGCUCUCGUGUCUGCGGUCUAGAAUGCAAGAGCGCCCAUGAAGAGAGCAGAUGCAUCCGAUUCUGA
Messenger RNA from Aureobasidium pullulans EXF-150, 771 nucleotides. RefSeq lists its product as uncharacterized. The record is from RefSeq and is a predicted model, not a curated record. Gene Ontology annotation, biological process: chromatin remodeling. Bases 1 to 771 code for a protein of 256 amino acids. The transcript is spliced from 2 exons. NCBI's taxonomy places the organism in Eukaryota, Fungi, Ascomycota, Dothideomycetes, Dothideales, Saccotheciaceae. Gene Ontology annotation, molecular function: nucleosome binding. Gene Ontology annotation, cellular component: Swr1 complex.